Anolis sagrei ordinatus is the source of this 3664-nucleotide messenger RNA. The record is from RefSeq and is a predicted model, not a curated record. Lineage: Eukaryota; Metazoa; Chordata; Lepidosauria; Squamata; Anolidae.
UGAGAGAGAGCGGCGCUUCUUCCGGUUGGGCCUAGCCGAGGGAGAGGCAGCCACGCUUCCCGGGAUCAGUGUGUGAGUGGAAGGUAACUUCUGAACAAGUACUGCAAGAAACACCUUGUGAGAGCUUUGCCUGAGGAGUGCUGUCUGUCCAAAGUGACUUCAAGAUACACAGCAAUGACAACAUGAAAAAAUAAGCAGUAGAAAAAAUGUAUUUCAAGCUACAUACCUCUGCUGUUAAGAGGGGAAAUAAGAUUUUGCUGUAAAAAGAGAGGCUUGGGAAAGCGAGCAGAAGGUUACAGCAAUUAAAAAACUGUGCUGUCCACGAUGUUAUAUGUGUGAACCCCUGGCAUAAUAAUUAAAUUGUAAGUGUAAAAGAAUGGCAAGUCCCCUACCUCCCUAUCCUAGAUCAGACACAGGGGAGAAGUUACAUCAGUGUAUGGAAUGUGGAAAACAAUUUGAUAGGAAAAGUAAACUUACUGUACAUGAACGGACCCACACAGGGGAAAAGCCCUAUAAAUGCAUGGAAUGUGGAGAAGGCUUCAGUCAGAGUGCGCAUCUGCAUUCCCAUCAAAGGACCCACACAGGGGAGAAGCCAUAUAAAUGCAUGGAAUGUGGAGAAAGCUUCAGUAGGAGUGGCAGUUUACGUUUCCAUCACAGGACUCACACAGGGGAGAAACCAUAUAAAUGCAUGGAAUGUGGAAAGAGCUUCAGUCACAGUCACAAUCUGCGUUCCCAUCUAAGGACGCACACAGGGGAAAAGCCACAUAAAUGCACAGAAUGCGAAAAAAGCUUCAGUCGCAGUGACAAACUACAUUCACAUCUAAGGACCCACUCAGGAGAGAAGCCAUAUAAAUGCAUGGAAUGUGGAGAGAGCUUCAGUCACAGUGGUAGUCUACGUUGCCAUCAAAGAACCCACACAGGGGAGAAGCCAUAUAAAUGCAUGGAAUGUGGCAUGAGCUUCAGUCGGAAUGGCAAUCUACGUUCCCAUAAAAGAACCCACACAGGAGAGAAGCCACAUAAAUGCAUGGAAUGCGGAGAGAGCUUCAGUCGGAGUGGACAUCUGCAUUCCCAUCAAAGGACCCACACAGGGGAGAAGCCAUAUAAAUGCAUGGAAUGUGGAAAGAGCUUCAGUCAGAGUGGCCAUCUACGUUCCCAUCAAAGGACUCACACAGGGGAGAAGCCAUAUAAAUGCAUGGAAUGUGGAGAAAGCUUCAGUCACAGUGGCAGUCUACGUUCCCAUCAAAGGACCCACACAGGGGAGAAGCCAUAUAAAUGCAUGGAAUGUGGAGAAAGCUUCAGUCGCAGUGGCAGUCUACGUUCCCAUCACUGGACCCACACAGGGGAGAAGCCAUAUAAAUGCAUGGAAUGUGGAAAGGGCUUCAGUCAGAGUAACAAGCUACGUACCCACCAAAGGAGCCACACAGGGGAGAAGCCUUAUAAAUGCAUGGAAUGUGGAAAGAGCUUCAGUCAGAGUGGACAUCUUCGUUCCCAUCUAAGGACCCACACAGGGGAGAAGCCAUAUAAAUGCAUGGAAUGUGGAGAAAGUUUCAGUCAGAGUGGACAUUUGGGUUCCCAUCUAAUGACCCACACAGGUGAAAAGCCACAUAAAUGCAUGGAAUGUGGAAAAAGCUUCACCCACAGUUACAGUCUAAGUUCCCAUCAAAGGACCCACACAGAGGAGAAGCCAUAGAAAUGUAUAGAAUGUAGAGAGCGUUUCAGUCAGAGUAAUUAUCUGCAUUCUUAUCAAAGGAUGCACAUAAGGGAGAAGCCAUAUAAAUGCAUGGAAUGAGAAAAGAGCUUCAGUUUGUGAGGCCGUGGUGAAAUCAUGUGUAACUUGUUGUCCAUGAGGACUCCAAGAUCUUUUUCACACAUACUGCUCUCGAGCCAUGCAUCUCCCAUUCUGUAUCUUUGCAUUUCAUUUUUCCUGCCUAAGUGGAGUAUCGUUACAAAUACAAGAAAUGCAAAGAUACAGAAUGGGAAAAGUAUGGCUUGAGAGCAGUACGUGUGAAAAAGAUUGUCGGAGUCCUCGUGGACAAGAAGUUAAACAUGAGUCAACAAUGUGAUGUGGCGGCAGAAAAAGCCAAUGGGAUUUUGGCCUGCAUCAAUAGGAGUCUAGUGUGUAGAUUCAGGGAAGUCAUGCUACCCCUCUAUUCCGCCUUGGUUAAACCACACCUGGAAUAUUGUGUCCAAUUCUGGGCACCACAAUUGAAGAGAGAUACUAACAAGCUGGAAUGUGUCCAGAGGAAGGUGACUAAAAUGAUCAAGGGUCUGGAGAACAAGCCCUAUGAGGAGUGGCUUAAAUUACUGGUUAUGUGAAAGGAAGUCAUAGGGAGGAGGGCGCAAGCUUGUUUCCUGCUGCCCUGGAGACGGAAUGGAGGAAUGGCUUCAAACUACAAGAAAGGAGAUUCCAUCUGAAUGUUAGGAAGAACUUCCUGACUGUGAGAGCCGUUCAGCAGUGGAACUCUGUGCCCCAGAGUGUGGGAAAGGCUCCUCCUUUGGAGGCUUUUGAACAGAGGCUGGAUGGUCAUCUGUCAGGGGUGCUUAGAAUGCAGUUUUCCUGAUUCUUGGCAGAAUGGGGUUGGACUGGAUGGCCCAUGAGGCCUCUUCCAACUCUAUGAUGGCUACUGGGAGCAGGUCUCACUCAGAGGGGCACUUUUCUCAGUAUUGCAGCAACCUUCCAAGAGGUUCACCUAACCUCCUCCACAAAGAUAUCCAUCACAGGCUUCUAGUAUGAUCUGUGAAGGUUUGCUGAAAUGAGCAGCAGCUGAGAUCUCUGGAUAAAAGGGUUCUGAAAAAGAAGAGCUCUUUGUAACAGCGCUCCAUGCAGUCAUGCCGGCCACAUGACCUUGGAGAUGUCUUCGGCUUAGAAAUAGAGAUGAGCACCAACCCCAUGACUGGACUUAAUGUCAGGGGAAAACUUUCAUCUUGGUAGCAGGUAACGUCAUAUCUUCCUUCUUUUGACUCGUCUUGGCUCUACUGCCCCUUGGUUAGAAUUUUGGGCUCCAGCCAUGUACAUGUAACCCUUUUCUGGACUUUAUUGUAUCCUGAAUAGUUGACUCUAAAUUCUGGACGGACUUCUGGUUUCAUUUACGAACCAGGACUUUGUUUUUAUCCCUGAAUUUCUGGCUUGACUUUGGGACUCUGAAUUCGGUUUGUACUCUUGAUUUCCUGCUUGUUAUUUUAUCACCUCCGUAGAAUGAACUCCUGGAAUAUGUCUAUUGGAUUGUAGCCUUGGCUAUAGUUUCUUCUUGCUCCUGACCUGGAUCUGCCGUGCUCAACUUGUCUACAUUAAUUGGACUCUUGACCUUAAGUUGUGUUCAUUGUUACUUUGACUGUGUUGCUGCAAUUGUAUUAUUUUAGCCGGUUAAACCCUUGUGCCAGCUGAACUGCUGACUUGAAGGCUGGUGGCUCGAAUCCGUGAGACGGAGUGAGAUCCCAUCUGUCAGCCCUAGCUUCCCAUGCGGACACAUGAGAGAAGCCUCCCAGCAGGAUGGUAACACAUCCGGGUGUCUCCUGGGCAACAUCUUUGUAGACGUCACAUUCUUUUACUCCAUAAGUAACUUGCAGUAUGUUCUCUAUUCUUUGUAGACAUCCAAUUCUCUCAUACUAAAAGUGACUUGCAAUAUUGUUUCUGACACGAUUAAAAAAAAGCCGGACUCAAGAA